ACCAAAGAAAUGGCGGCUUAAAAGAUUUCCCUCCCCCUUUCAAAAUUGUUCUCCAAGAAAACCCCAUUUUUCUUCUUAAUUAUUCCAGCAAGAUUGGGGAUUCCAAAGUUCGUUUCUUUUGGAGAUACAUAAUUCUUAAUCUCCUCGAAACUCCUUUUUUUUUUUCUGUCGAAACUCGUUGCAAGCUUUUAUUACCGUCUUUCUAUGGAAACCCAAACGUAUACUGAUAAACCAAAUGAUCUUUCUCCUUCUCAAAUCGAUCAGGUUCCGUCUCUAGUGCCCGAUUCUUUAUCUGGGUCAUCAUCUUUUUCUCCAAUGGUGGCUGUUAAUGAUUCCCUUGAUCUUGCCACCAUGUUAGAAAGCUUCCUCGAAGAUGAAACGGCGGUGAAUCCUGAAGGUCUGAACGUGCUUUCGUUAACGUAUCAACAACCCCCUUCGUCUUCUUCUGAUGAAUACGAAUUGUCUCAGAUUCUAGCUUUACUACCUUAUGAUUCUAAGCAACCCCAUGAUCCUUGGGUUCCUUCUAAUGAAGGUUUUAGAAUUGCAAAUGAACCAACUGGAGUGGGUGCAGGGCUGGAAAAUUUGGGUAACACGUGUUUUAUCAAUGCCGUGUUACAAUGUUUUACUCAUACUGUUCCUUUUGUUUUGGGUCUUCGGUCUUUGAAUCAUCAUGAGAAGCCUUGUCAUCGGAAUAUUAAUAGCUUUUGUUUACUUUGUGCUGUUCAUGAUCACAUUGAGCUUUCAUUGAAUUCAUCUGGAGGAGUUGUUUCACCAUCUAAAAUUUUUGACAAUUUGAGCUAUAUCUCACCUAGUUUCGAGAGAUAUCAACAAGAGGAUGCUCACGAGUUCCUUCAGUGCUUGUUAAAUAGGCUUGAAGAAUGUUGCUUGGACUUAAAGCUAAAGGAUGAUUGUUCGUCUUCUCCGGAUAUUUGCUUAGUUAAGAAGGUUUUUGGUGGUCAACUUGUUAGCAAACUAUGCUGUUGCAAUUGUGGUCACAUUUCUUACAGUUACGAGCCCUUGAUUGAUUUGAAUUUGGAGAUCGAAGAUGUUGACACCCUUCUGAGUGCUUUAGAGUCUUUCACCAAGGUGGAAAAGAUAGAUGAUCUGGUUGCAAAGUUCAGGUGUGAGAAUUGUGAAGACAAGGUGUCUGUUGAAAAACAACUUAUGCUAGACCAGGCUCCUUCGGUUGCAGCAUUCCACUUGAAGAGAUUUAAGACUAAAGCAACCUACGUCAAGAAGAUCGACAAGCACGUUGUUUUCCCAUUAGAGUUGGAUUUGCAGCCUUACACUAAUGUCAAUCAGACAAGUAAUAAUGAGGAACUGAAGUAUCAGUUAUAUGCAGUCGUGAUGCACUCUGGAUACAACCCUACUUCAGGACAUUACGUUUGUUACAUUCGGUCCUCUCCAGAUACGUGGCAUAAUUUGAAUGAUUCAAUCGUUACUAGUGUUGAGGAAGGAGAAGUGCUUUCUCAAGAAGCCUACAUUUUGUUCUAUGUUAGGGAGGGUAUACCUUGGUUUUCAACUGCAAUAGAAGUACAAAAGCCUUGUACAGACCUUGGUACUUCUGAUCCUUCACCAAAAUCCGUUCUUGAUAAUACUGUAUGCGUCUCCGAUCUCCAACCAGUAAAUAAUACCGAUGCCAAUGGCUAUGAAUCUAAAGUUGUUGCUGAUGAAACUUCAAUUCAGUUCUCUUGUGAAACACAAUUGAUGCUUGAGCUUGAUGAACCAUGUGUUGUUACCAAGGGGAUUUCCGGACCACUUAGUGAAUCCAAGCCAAAGUCUAUUGAUUUGAGCGAUGAUAGUCCGAUAAGUAUAUCUACUGCAUCCAAUCUUGGGGAAAACAACAGCAAUCAGAGUACUUUCCCUCGAAUGCCAUUCAGAUCUCAAUUACCAGUACACACUCCACUUUUCCGUUCGAAAGAGAAGAAGUGUGCCAUUAUUCGAAGAAGAGCAGUCAAUAGGCCUAGGGUGCUUCAUAGAAGAAGUGAAGCAAUGAGACAUGUUAAAAGAAUGUUGAAUCAACGAGGUAUGAAAUCCAUGGCUCUGUUGGCUUUACAACCUGUUGGUAAAAUGAAGAGAAGAAGAUGAUCAUCUACUCAGAAAAGGGUCACCCUUUGUCAGUAUGCAUGACCAUAAUCGAUCUCAAAGGUAAAAACAUGGAGUAUAUGAAGUCCAUUAUAUCUUUUAUGCUGAUUUUGGUUGUAUGAUAUGGCAUAAAGGGUUCCAUUUUUUUAGGGGACAAUGAUGGCUAAAGGGGUUGAUCUUGCUGGUUUUUUUUUUUUUUUUCUCACUUUUUAGUAAGGGAAAAAUGUAAAGUUUGGGAUUUUAUUUGAGGAAGUAAAUAUUUCAAGGCUUU
Molecule: messenger RNA, 2356 nt
Organism: Gossypium raimondii (Peruvian cotton)
Lineage: Eukaryota; Viridiplantae; Streptophyta; Magnoliopsida; Malvales; Malvaceae
Product: ubiquitin carboxyl-terminal hydrolase 20
Exons: 8
Coding region: 205-2088 (627 amino acids)
Biological process (GO): protein deubiquitination
Cellular component (GO): cytosol; nucleus
Molecular function (GO): cysteine-type deubiquitinase activity; cysteine-type endopeptidase activity
Source: RefSeq, a predicted model, not a curated record